Pan troglodytes (chimpanzee) is the source of this 8712-nucleotide messenger RNA. RefSeq names its product syntaphilin (gene SNPH). The transcript is spliced from 6 exons. Gene Ontology annotation, biological process: neuron differentiation. Gene Ontology annotation, cellular component: cytoplasmic microtubule; mitochondrion. The coding region runs from base 3716 to 5431 and encodes 571 amino acids. The record is from RefSeq and is a predicted model, not a curated record. NCBI's taxonomy places the organism in Eukaryota, Metazoa, Chordata, Mammalia, Primates, Hominidae.
GCCCCUCCCUCCCGGCAGCCCCAGCCCCGGCGAGCACCCAGCUAGCCGCCUCCUGCAGGGGCUCGGGAGAGCAAUUCGGCGGCCCCUGCAGGGCAGCUGAAGCCAUGGAAGCCUCCGCAGGUCGCUGAUCAGGGCCAGGCGGCUGCAGCAGCGACUGCAGAGGCGCUGCGCCAAGCCGGGCCGGAGUGGUGCGAGCCGGCGGGCCUGCGGAGGGCCAGUGGACUCAGGCUCCCUAGUUUCCGAGCAGCCAGCUGUCACUCACUGCCUAUGUCCAGCCUUCUCCUUCCCUCCCAUUUUCUGCUGCCACCUGGUGAACUCCUAUUCAUCCCUCAAGACCCAGUGCAAAUUUCUUGUGUAGAGAAGCGUUCCUGGAUCCUCCUGAAGACACUAUUUUGCCUUGAAUGUGUUUCUAUUUUGAAGCUCACUUCAUGUUACUUCCAAAAUACUGGCUGCUCCCAUGUUUUAGUGUUUAUUGUGUGAUAGGCACUGACCCAAGCCCCAUACUCACAUUAUUUUAUGUUAUUCUCACAGUAACCAUAUGAGGUGCAUUCAUUAGAGCCCCAGUUAUUACAGAUAUGGGCAGUGAGGCUCAGAGAAGUGGGUGACUUACCCAAGGCAUGCAGCUGAAGAGUGCCAGAGCUGGCAUUUGAGCCCAGAUCAGUUCAUAUCGACUUCUGCAGUCAUUAGUCUCAUGCUCCCUGGACCCCCAUUGUCGGGGGGGUUAGGAAGUGUUGAGCAUUUGAGGGAGCAGUCAAAGGAGUGGAUGCAGCAGGGUUGCUAUGGAGUGGACAAGAUGGGGAAGUGGAGGGAAGUUCAGUGAGGGCAGGGGCUGGGUUUACUCUGGGGUUAAAGUGAUGAGAGACUAUCAGCCCAGCUUCCCACAGUUAAGGGUUUUCUUUCUACCUUCCUUUCCAAGUGGCAGCCUCUGGCCACCUGGGGAGAGGCCUGCGGGACUCCAGGCUAAGCAGCUGGCAUGGUGACAAACACCAUGGCAACCUGCCUCCUUGCUAGGGCCUAGAAGGGAGGGAGGACCUGAGGGAGCACAGGAUGCACACUGAGUUUUCUGAGUAGGAUCCUGAGAGGUGGCUCCCUUUGGGCCUGGGUGGCUUCUGCCCUCCCAUGAGGGACCCUGCCUGCAAGGUCCCAUCCCAGCAGGGGAAAUGCCUCUUCCACCUUUCUCCCUAAUGAAUACCUGGCUCUGGGUGCCCAGGAGACUGUUAGCUAUACCCAGGUACAAAUGCCACCCCCUUCCCUCCCCCAGGCCAGGGAGGAAGGAAGAGGGAACUCAAGAGGAGGCAGGUGUGGGGUUGCCAAGCAAGAUAGUGGCAGGGACAGCUGGGACAAGGCCCUCAUUGUAGCAAGGCCACACGCAGCUCCAAGACAAACCAGGCAUUUUGCCUGCCUCCCAGGACUGGGCCUAGCACUCUGCCUGGACUUUCCUGGCUCCUUAGAACACUCACUCACACUGGCUUGGAAGAGCCCAUCCUCAGAUCUGAGUCCUGCCUCUGCUGGAAAGUCCUCCUGAAGGCUCAGCCUCCUUUUCGCAUCCUCCCAAAAGCCAGAAGGGCAGGGAUGAUGGUGGGAAAGUUGUUGGUGAAGCCAGGCCGACCUGGGCCAGAAGCCAGAGCAUGUCACACCUGCAGCUGUGUGACCUUGGGCCCAAAUGCAGGAACAAAGCCGGCCUUGAAGGAUUGCUGCUUCACGUAAUGGGCCACGGCAGACGAGAGCACUCAGCAUGGCCACCUCACCACUGAAGAUUCAGGCAAUGGCAGGUGAUCCUUGGAGCCUUUGCCCAUGUGCCCCUCUGCACCCUAAGCUGUUCCUGGUCAAGAUCCUCCCGUGCCCAGGAGGCAGUGAGCCAUGUACGGCCAUCCUCACAAGCAUGGAGGAGCACUGAUGUCCUCUUACCCCCAGAUCACCCCUCCUCCAUGGUUCCUGCUCUAGGGGCCAGCCCUACAGUUCCAGGAGGCCCUGCCUGGGUGACUGGGGCAUGAUGAGUGGAAAGCAUUGCCAAGCUGGGGCAAGCAGCUCAGGUGACAGGUGUGGUGUCGGCAGGUCCUGCAGCCCAGCACCCGACACCUCCAGGCAGACAAUGCUGGCUGUGUCCAGACCCUCCAGGGGAACAGGCCGUGUUCUAUGUCCCCGCCAGGAAACAGGCCAUCUGAGUAGUGCCUUUGUCCACUCAGGAGGCAGCCCCGCCGCUGGCUGGGAUGACCAGGCUCCGGGGAGGCCCUGACGUGGGAAGGGGGUGGUCCCCGGGCCAGAGACUCUGGGGUUUGAGAUCCAGCCCCUCAGCAUCUGAUGUUGACCUGGUUUCGAUAUUGGCUCUGCCACACACCUGGGAUGUGACUUGGCCAAGUCCCUUCCCUCUCGGUGGCUCGAUUCCUCAUCUGUAAAAGGGGACUAAUCACAGCACUUCCUCAUAGGGUUGUUGAGAGGAGUCAAUGGCAUAAUGUACGUAGCGUGGUUGGCACGAGGUCUGGUGUGGAGUGGGGCUCGGUGAAUGCUUCCCUCCAGCAUGGGGAGAGGUCCAGGCAUGACAUCCUCAGCCAAGUCUCCUGUAACCCAGGCUGCUGUCCUCUGUCCCUGCUGUUAAUGUGGAAGGAGGGGACUGAGGUCUCUGGAGCUGGCACAGGACCAGCACAUUGGCUGCAAAGAGCCCAGGUUCCCCACUCUGCCCCAGACUCCAGUAACUUUGGGCUAAUACCCAGUAUAGCCCUCCUCACGACAGCCAAAAUCCAGCCCAGCAUGGGGCCUCUCCCCUCCUUAAAUCCUGGAAAGGCUGCCCUUGGAACCCAAGCCUCUACCCAGGAAAGAAGCCUAAGGACUCGGGGGCAGGAACCAGGGGCUUGAGUCUACCUGCCCACUUAGCAAGAGGCCCAGUGAUGGGUCUCUCUAGGCAGGAACGCUUCCUCCUGGGUCCACCCACUGGGACACCCCCAGCGGAGGGCCUCUGCUCCCACCCACCCCAGUGCUCAUCUGCUUUAAGUCUGUGCCCCUACAUUCCUGGUAGAUGCCAAAACCAGCAUGCGCAUUGCAUGGGUGGGUGCGGGCAUGCCUGUGUGCCGCAUGGGUGCAGGAGGACCUGGCUGCAUGUCCUGUGUCAUGGGCUGGCUGCCUGAGCACGUUCAUGGAGACACGUGUGGCAUGUCUUGGAAUGGCAGGGACACGGUACCUUCUCGUGUUGGUGUGUAUCCGUAUGUCUUUCUACACAUGUGCUGGUACGUUGGUCUGUCUUGUCUCCCCUGUAGACGGGAAGCCCCGAACCACGGGCCAACUGGGAAGUUGAUGGUCGGCGAGACCAGCCCAUCCUAAUUUGGGGUUCCUGGUCCUGCUCCAGGAGUCCUACAGCCUGCAGCCCCUACCAGAGAGGGAGGACUGAACAGCAAGGGGGUGUGUGGGUCUGAGUAUCAGGGUCCUGGGGAAGAAGCAGGCCUGGCUCGUAGAGUAGAAGACUCGGUGCCGGCAGUCAGGAGGCCCUGCUCCUGAAGCCUCUGUGACCCUGGGCACGGCCUUCACUCUGUCUGGGGCACAUUCACUCAUCUGGAGAACACAGGGUUGGACUGAUUACUUUUAGCCACUCCUGACAGUUGUGGUUUUAAGUUGGGUGGUGGGAACCUGUGCACCAGCCCUAUUCAAUUCACUGGUGGAGGCAGCCGUGGCCUGCCAGGCCCUCGCUCCUGGGGUGUCCUGCCGAAGGGUGAGAAGAGAAGCCAUGCCGGGCAGCGGCCCCAGCGAGAGGAUGACGUGGCCUGGCCCGGCCCUUUCUGCGGGCCCCCCAACCCGCCCUCUCUCCUCAGCCCCCGGGAUACCGCCCAUCCCACCCCUUACUCGGACCCGCAGCCUCAUGGCCAUGUCCCUGCCAGGAAGUAGACGGACCUCUGCUGGAUCACGCAGCGGGGGCACUUUGGGCCGCAGCGGCCUGGCAGUGUUCGCCCAGUGUCCGCAGCUGCCCGCCAGCCAGAACGAGCACCUGCCUCUUCUUCCUGCCUCCAGGCGCACCUCUCCACCUGUGAGCGUGCGGGAUGCCUACGGCACCUCUUCGCUCAGCAGCAGCAGCAAUUCUGGCUCCUACAAGGGCAGUGACAGCAGUCCCACGCCAAGGCGCUCCAUGAAAUACACGCUCUGCAGUGACAACCAUGGCAUCAAGCCCCCGACCCCGGAGCAGUACCUGACCCCCCUGCAGCAGAAGGAGGUGUGCAUCCGGCACCUGAAAGCCCGGCUGAAGGACACGCAGGACCGGCUCCAGGACCGGGACACAGAGAUUGAUGACCUGAAGACGCAGCUGUCACGCAUGCAGGAGGACUGGAUCGAGGAGGAGUGCCACCGCGUGGAGGCCCAGCUGGCCCUGAAGGAGGCCCGAAAGGAGAUCAAGCAGCUCAAGCAGGUCAUCGACACUGUCAAGAACAACCUGAUUGACAAGGACAAGGGGCUGCAGAAGUACUUCGUGGACAUCAACAUCCAGAACAAGAAGCUGGAGACGCUGCUGCACAGCAUGGAGGUGGCCCAGAAUGGCAUGGCCAAGGAGGAUGGCACUGGGGAGUCAGCCGGUGGGUCCCCUGCCCGCUCCCUCACCCGCAGCUCCACCUACACCAAGCUGAGUGACCCGGCUGUCUGUGGUGACCGCCAGCCGGGUGAUCCCUCCAGCGGCUCUGCUGAGGAUGGGGCAGACAGUGGCUUUGCAGCAGCCGAUGACACACUGAGCCGGACGGACGCGCUGGAGGCCAGCAGCCUGCUGUCGUCGGGGGUGGACUGUGGCACCGAGGAGACCUCGCUGCACAGCUCCUUUGGCCUGGGCCCCCGCUUCCCUGCCAGCAACACCUAUGAGAAGCUGCUGUGUGGCAUGGAGGCCGGUGUGCAGGCCAGCUGCAUGCAGGAGCGUGCCAUCCAGACAGACUUCGUGCAGUACCAGCCUGACCUUGACACCAUCCUGGAGAAAGUGACCCAGGCCCAGGUCUGUGGGACAGACCCUGAGUCAGGGGACAGGUGCCCAGAGCUGGAUGCCCACCCUUCAGGGCCCAGAGACCCCAACUCAGCAGUGGUGGUGACAGUGGGUGAUGAGCUAGAGGCCCCAGAGCCCAUCACCCGUGGACCCACCCCACAGCGGCCUGGUGCCAACCCCAACCCUGGCCAGUCGGUGAGCGUGGUGUGCCCCAUGGAGGAGGAGGAGGAGGCUGCCGUGGCUGAGAAGGAGCCCAAGAGCUACUGGAGCCGCCACUACAUCGUGGAUCUGCUGGCUGUGGUGGUGCCGGCCGUGCCCACGGUGGCCUGGCUUUGCCGCUCCCAGCGGCGCCAGGGCCAGCCCAUCUACAACAUCAGCUCCCUGCUGCGGGGCUGCUGCACUGUGGCCUUGCACUCCAUCCGCAGGAUCAGCUGCCGCUCGCUGAGCCAGCCGAGUCCCAGCCCAGCGGGCGGCGGCUCCCAGCUCUGAGGGGGCCCAUUCCGGCAGCGGCGCCUGCGGCCUGACCACUGAUUGUAGGGAUGCCGUUCCCCCCUCCCUUCUCCCAUGGGCAUCAUCUUAUUUAUUUAGUUUUGGGUGUGGAACUGUUUCUUUUUUUCAAGAUGUUAAAACAGUCUCGUGGAAGGAGCAGGGGUUGGAGAAAGGCAUCCCAAAGCUUCGAUGGAGAGCAGGGAAGGGGGACCCAAGGCAGGAGGUACACCAGCUGGACAAAUUGCAGGGAGGGGAGGGAGCGAGGGCCAACCCGGCCCCUCUGUCCCCUUGGCUCUUCAGACAGGGCCAGCCCUGCUCAGGAAGUCUCUGGCUGUCUUCAUGUGGGGAAGCCGGGCUUGAGUUGCCCAUAGGCCCCUGCCCUGCACCAUCCUGUCCAGUGCCCUGCUCACUCCAUGCCGUCUCUUCCAAGCCACCUUGCCCGCAGCCCAGGCUCCUGGGCCAGUGCUCUCUCCUCAAAUGGAGGCAGCCAUGGCCUGAAGUGCAGAUCACUGACCCAGGGCUCAGAGCAGAGGCCAGAACCACUGGGCCGGCCGGCAUUGCAGCCUACCCAGACUGCUCCCCACCUUGGGACUCAGGAGCUCAGUCAAGGCCACAGGCUGGAGGAGAGACGGGGCUGGGCGCAAGGUGGCGGAGGGCAGUGUGGGUUCUGUGUCUGUCUGUUCAUCCCAGGCUUUCCCGUCAUCCCUUUCCUCUUGGCACUUCUGGGUGUGUCAGUCAUUAUUCCUGUGAGGUAGCUAAGCCCGGCAAGCUCAGUGCUGGGGUAGGAGGGCCUGCCUGAGUCCCAGCUCCCAGCUGGAGAAUCCACCAGCACAAGAAGAGGAGGCAGGGGCAGAAACCCAAGGGGGCUCCCCCAGCCUUCCAAGGUGAGGCCAUCUCAUCUGCAGGCUGGGAGGCAGGGCUGGACUCAGGAACCCACAGCUUACUGAAAAAGCCAGAGGCCAUGACUGCCCCCAGAAACUUGCCCCGAGUUUCUCUGGGGCCCUCGGGCCCAACUUCUGCUUUGCACUAUGUUCACUUUGGGGUUGGUUCUCAGCCAUCCAAGGGUCUCCAGUGAGGUGGCUGCUUGCUGUCUGAGAUGAGGGUUCCUAAACCUUAAACCUCCCUGCCUCUGGAGGAGGGUGGGGGAUUCUGGCAGGAUGAAUCGCAGGAUGGCGCAUACUGAAGCCACGAUGUUCAUCCAGGCCAAAGCAGGGUGUCCUGGGAUAGGUUUCCUAGGCAGGGGUGUGGCAGAGCAGGUGGGCGCCCUGCAGCCUCCCUGCUCCCAGCCCAAGGCCAGUCGGCCUGGGAAGUUCACUGCCCCAACUCUUUUCCCGGGACCAUACUGAGUCCCCCAGCCACGCUGCUGACAUUCUUAUUACCAUUAGUAUUUUACCAAGUAAACUCACUCCUCUUCCCCCACAGGGGUUACACCCAUCUGGUUGUCCCACCCACUCUUCAGAGGCUAGGCCCCACCUCUGGGGGCUUGGAGGGACCCUGUGUCUUACUCGCCCCUCUGGCCUAAGGGCCACUCUGGUUAUCUGCCAAGGUUGCUUGCCCUCACCCCAAUGCUCCAACAGCCAUUGCCUAACUCAUGGGCUCUGCCCUUCUGCUCGGUGCCCUCCACGUGAGGCGGGGCACCUGCAUGCACUGGGAGGGGGCGGCUGGCCCAGCCCUCGGGGCAGGAGCCCCCUCUGCCACACGCUUUGUGCCUCCAAAGCUCCCCCCGCCUUGGUCAGGGCCUCAGACCAGCCAACCUUUGUGGAAUAAGCCCCAGCCCAGCCAAACCAAACCCAGAUGCCUGAGGCCUGGCUGGGGCUGCCCCCGCAGGACACUGUGGCCAUGCCACGGAGGGGGCAGUGGACAAAACCAAUCCAAAGCCAAGCCGGGACUGGCUGCGGACCCAGCCUCCUGUGCCGCGCACUCACGGAGCUGCGUAGUCUCCUUAGACAUAGUCAAAGCUUUGCCGAGAAAAGAAAUGUAUGAACUAUAUUUGACAACAUAAAAUCUCUCUAUUUUUCACCACUGGAAUUUAGUCAAGCUUCAAGCCCCUCUGCUCCUGUCUGUGUCUUGCGUCUGUGGCCUUCCUAUUGUGUCUUGUGUUUUGGUGGAUGUGACAGGGCUGGGGCCACAGUCUACUCUGUCUCUGCUGCUAGAGAAGCCACCUGUGGAGGACUGGGCUGUGGUUGGGCCUGAGGCCUGUGGAGGAGGUGAGUGUAGCCAGCAGCAGCCGUCUACUCCUGUUCUGGCCUGAGACCACCGGUGUGGGUCACGAGGGCCCUGGCCCACAGUGUUGAGGGUCCUCUCUUUCGGGGGUUCUCCUGGGGCCUUCGAUGGGCUUUUCUUCUUGUCAGUGGAGGGAGCAGCUCCCCACUCAGCCCUGGGACAGGCCCUGGGACUGUGGUGGCCGGUGGCCCUGGCCCAGCUCUGGAGUGCAUGUGUGUGUGCUCAGAUCCUGCAUCUAUGCAAAGGUGCAGGCUGCCUGUGAGGCUCCAGGCGGUGGAGGUGCGGCAGCUGCUGCUCAGGUGCCAUGCCCUGAAGAGGCAGGGCACACAUGGGGCUGGGAGGGCAAAGAUGGGGCGGGGCCUCCCCCUGAGAGAGCUCACCCUCCACAGCGACCCUUUUCCUUCCUGCCUAAUACCUCCUCCCGUUGGGCUGCGACCUUUUCCUCCUGCCCUCAGCCUCUGAAACGGAAAUCUUUGGGGCCUCCCCUUUCCCCAGCGUCUGGCAAGAGCCGAUGAGGUCCUGAGGAACAGUGUCCCCAGGAACCACCUUCUGGAGCCUAGCGGCCAGACGUGGCUUCUCCUGAGUUCUAGGGCUCGGGCCAGAGUGGCACUACUGCCCGGCCAGUCCAGGCUCAGGCAGGAAUUGGACGCUGGGGCCCGGGCUCUGCACAGAGAGCUGGGCUUGAGUGGAGUUUAUUGUAGAUUUCUCCCAAGGGGAUCACUUAGCUUCUCACUGACACACCCUUCCCAAUUGCCACAAGCGCAGGGGUAUCUUACAGCACUUUGCGGAGGGGUGGGACAAACUGCAAGGUUCUGGGGCCAAGGCCUACCCAGGGGCCUCUGCCCAGAGAACUCACAACCCCCUCUCUGACCUAGGGGACAAUGCAAACGGGUCACAGUGCAUUCCCAUAUUAGGCCAUCCCCUUCACGAAGAAUUCAGGGGAUGUGGGAAGUGGGGAGGCGGGGAGGGAUCUUGACUCUUGUCUCCUUUGUCCUUUUGUUCAGACAGAGUUGUACCUGCAGCAGACAACUCUGAAUUAAAGCAUGAAAACACAGCAA